AUGAGUACUAAAGCUGUGAAAAACACUGUCAAAAAAACGUCCGCCAAAUCAGCGAGUAAACAGGUAGAAUUCAAAUAUGCCAGAGAUACGAAGUGUAAAUUCAAGUUUGGAGCCCAUGUUGCUAUGGCAGGAGGUAUUUCUAAAGCGUUGACCAAUGCAAUGAACAUUGGGGCUAAUAGUUUUGCAUUAUUUUUGAAAUCUCCAAGAAAAUGGGUUUCUCCAGACAUCAAGGAAGAUGAAGUUGCAAAGUUUGCAGAAUUAUGUCAGAAAUACGGGUAUAACCCAAGAACAGAUAUCUUACCUCAUGGAUCUUACUUUAUAAAUUUGGCCAAUCCUGACGCAGAGAAAGAAGAGAAGGCAUACGGCUCUUUCUUGGAUGACUUGAAGCGUUGUGAGAAGCUAAAUAUCGGAUUAUACAAUUUCCACCCUGGAUCUAGCUUGGAUGGAGACCAUAAGGAAGCAUUGAAGAGACUUGCUGACAAUAUAAAUAGAGCAAUUAAGGACACCGAGUUUGUGAAGAUUGUUAUCGAAAAUAUGGCUGGACACGGGAAUUUAAUCGGUUCAAACUUGCAAGACAUCAAAGACGUCAUUGACAUGGUGGAGGACAAAACCAGGGUUGGUGUCUGUAUUGACACCUGUCACACAUUUGCUGCCGGAUACGAUAUUUCAAACCAAGAAAAGUUUGAUGAGUUCUUCAAGUUGUUUGAAGAUACCAUUGGCUGGGAAUACUUGAGCGCAAUUCACUUAAACGACUCCAAGGCGCCGUUGGGAGCCAACAGAGACUUACACCAGAAGUUAGGCUACGGGUUUCUAGGAUUAGAGGUAUUCAGAAUUAUUGCCAAUUUUCCCAAGCUUCAAAAUAUCCCCAUAGUUUUGGAAACACCGGUCGAUAAAGAUGACACAGUUUAUGGCGAAGAGAUCAAGCUACUCGAAUGGCUACAAGAUAAGAAACUGGAUGACGUGGAAUAUAUAGCCAAACUGGAGGAGUUGUCGAAGCUUGGUGCGAAGGAGAGAGCCGAACACCUAAAGAAAUUCGAAACAAAAACCUCCAAGACAGCAAAGGCAAAUGCCAAGAGAGCACUCCAAGGCGACAUUGGUGACAUGUUAUCGAAGAAGAAGAAGACUUAG
Molecule: messenger RNA, 1128 nt
Organism: Debaryomyces hansenii CBS767
Lineage: Eukaryota; Fungi; Ascomycota; Pichiomycetes; Serinales; Debaryomycetaceae
Gene: APN1
Product: DNA-(apurinic or apyrimidinic site) lyase
Exons: 1
Coding region: 1-1128 (375 amino acids)
Biological process (GO): base-excision repair
Cellular component (GO): mitochondrion; nucleus
Molecular function (GO): phosphoric diester hydrolase activity; zinc ion binding; DNA binding
Source: RefSeq, a predicted model, not a curated record